CUCGAUUUGUCAUUAUUGAAUCGCUUCUGGCCAAGGUCCUGGAAGUGAUAGCGUGCCAGACAUGCAAGUCAUCUAGUGUCUCCUGCAUUUUCAGUAUACAUCCGUUCAAUCCUCAGGAGUCCCAUGAUGCUGCUGAGCCUCUUGAGGACUGCCAGGAGCACAUCAGCCUUGGCGUGUUCACAGCAAGCAACAAUUUCCAGAGCCAGCCCUCUGGCCUGCAGCAGAUUUUUUCAGACAGAGGGCGCAGUAAAUUCUGAGACAGCCCCUGCUCUUCCUUUUGCCUCAGAGCAGCAUCUUCUUGAUGAGGACGAUGAGUUUGAUGCAGACCUGACUCCCAAGCAAGUUGUUGACCGCUUGGAUCGGUACAUAGUUGGGCAGGCGGAUGCCAAGCGAGCUGUUGCAAAUGCCUUGCGCAACAGGUGGCGGCGCAGGCAGAUUGCCAGCCCCAUGAAGGAAGAGAUCGUCCCCAAGAACAUCCUCAUGAUCGGUCCAACAGGGUGUGGCAAGACCGAGAUUGCACGCCGGCUUGCAAAACUGGCUGAUGCACCAUUUGUCAAGGUCGAGGCCACAAAGUUCACAGAGGUUGGGUUCCAUGGGCGCGAUGUAGACCAGAUUGUCAGGGAUUUGGUGGACGCAGCCAUCAUCUCAACGAGAGCCAAGAUGAAAAGGCAGCUGAGGGCAGAUAUUUCAAGGGCCGUGGAAGACAAGAUCCUUGACUGCCUUGUGGGCCCCGUCAGCGAGAACGGGCCCAACACGACAAGGGAGUCUUUCAGGGCAUUGUAUCAGGAGGGACAGCUAGAUGAGCGCAAAAUCACAGUUGACAUCCCGGGGUCACGAGUCAGCGUCACAAACAUGGAUGGACCUGGCGGGCAGGCUUUGCAGGAGAUGCUCAGCCGCCUGGACAGGGUCAUUGCUUCGCGGAAGAACAGCGGAGAGAAGCGAGAGAUGAAAGUGUCUGAGGCGCGGCCUAUCAUUGAGGACAUGGUGUCUGAGCGGCUCAUCAGUGACGAUGCUGUCCAGCGAGAGGCAAUUCAGGCAGUGGAGCAGGAUGGCAUCGUCUUCAUCGAUGAGAUCGACAAGAUUGUGGUCAACCAGGACCUGCGUUACGGUGCGGAUGCCAGCAGUGAGGGUGUGCAGCGUGACCUGUUGCCAAUCAUAGAGGGCAGCCAGGUCAGCACCAAGUACGGCAACGUCAGCACAGACUACAUCCUCUUCAUAUGCUCUGGCGCCUUCCACCAGUGCAAGCCCAGCGACAUGUUGGCAGAGCUGCAGGGCCGCCUGCCCAUCCGCGUCGAGCUCAAGGGCCUCACGGCAAAUGAUUUCUUCAGGAUUUUGACGGAGCCAGAGCACAACAUGAUCAAGCAGCAGCAGGCCCUGAUUGCCACAGAGGGCGUGGAGCUCAUCUUCACUGAUGCAGCCAUCAGGCAAAUCUCCAAGGUUGCAGAGGAGGUCAACACUCUUGUGGACAACAUUGGCGCCCGCCGCCUCCACACCAUCCUCGAGCGCAUCUUGGAAGACAUCUCCUUCUCUGCACCUGAGCAGGCAAAGGAUGCGAUUGAUCGAGGGGAGAGGUACACCUACACGGUGACAGAGCAGCAUAUCUCUGAUGCGCUUGGAGAUUUGCUCAAGAAAAAGGACCUUUCAAAGUAUAUCCUGUAG
This is a messenger RNA of Coccomyxa subellipsoidea C-169, 1659 nucleotides long. Its product is annotated as ATP-dependent hsl protease ATP-binding subunit hslU. Lineage: Eukaryota; Viridiplantae; Chlorophyta; Trebouxiophyceae; Coccomyxaceae. The transcript has 12 exons. Gene Ontology annotation, cellular component: HslUV protease complex. The record is from RefSeq and is a predicted model, not a curated record. Bases 124 to 1659 code for a protein of 511 amino acids. Gene Ontology annotation, molecular function: ATP hydrolysis activity; ATP binding; peptidase activity.